GUCAGCCUCAGCUCCUGUACUGUCUGUCAUGUAACAACAUCAACUUACAGGGUUCCUCUGUGCGAUGGCCCAUUGGUUUUUCAUGCGACUCUCAUCUCACGCUUAUUGUGCCACUUGUCAUUGCGACCUGUCACUCCUUCCGUACCUCCGCGGCGUACUUCAUACCUGAAGUACGCUAUCAACAAACAUCCACAGCCACAAUACUCGCACACCAAUUCAACUUAGAACCAGAAUAGCAGAAAAUGGCCUGGUACUCCAUCCUCCCACCAGAUCUCACUUACCUCGAAACCUGGGCCGCUCGAAUCUUCUUCAUCUUAGGUCUAACAACCCUUCUCCCCUGGACCGCACUCCUGAUCUUCGACAUCGUGCUGUAUAUCGUGCGCAUGGCGUUUCACGAGAUUCCAGUUGUUGGGGGCCGGGUGAGGGGUGCGCAGAGACCUAGGGCGCCGAGUUUGAAUGAGAGGCCGGAUGGGGGCGCGAGGAGGGUUUUUGUGUUGGGGCAGGGGGGUGAAAAGAAUAUGGAGGAGCUUGGUGAUGGAUUUGGAGAUGGUGAUCUGGAUGGGGAUGAGUAUGCGGAAGGAUAUCGGGAUGAGGGGAAGGAGCGGGAGGGGAAGAAGCUGUGAUACGGUUUACUGCGAGGGAUACUUGCAUGGCGUAUGGAUUUUGUUUGAUAUGUAUGUGAUACCCAUUGUGAUUCGUUUGUACGGAGUACUGUUAUCUAUGGUCUAUUGUCUGUCGGUGCUUCGGGACUUUGUCCAAUUGACGGCGCCGAAUUUCGGUGUUACUAUACCCUGCAGGUUAGUGAGAUGUAUUUAUUAGCAUGGACA
Molecule: messenger RNA, 827 nt
Organism: Aspergillus ruber CBS 135680
Lineage: Eukaryota; Fungi; Ascomycota; Eurotiomycetes; Eurotiales; Aspergillaceae
Exons: 2
Coding region: 243-623 (126 amino acids)
Source: RefSeq, a predicted model, not a curated record